Messenger RNA from Suillus discolor, 912 nucleotides. RefSeq lists its product as uncharacterized. The record is from RefSeq and is a predicted model, not a curated record. Lineage: Eukaryota; Fungi; Basidiomycota; Agaricomycetes; Boletales; Suillaceae. Bases 1 to 912 code for a protein of 303 amino acids. The transcript is spliced from 2 exons. Gene Ontology annotation, molecular function: protein binding.
AUGGCAGCCACUGAAGAAAUCACUAUCUCUCAAGCUCAAGCACCAUUCGAUGAUCAUAAUUGUGAUAUUAUCCUUCGUUCGGCCGAUGGCGUCGAUUUCCAUGUCUAUAAGCUCAUCCUUUCACUCAUGUCACCCGUAUUCAAAGACAUGUUCUCGCUACCGCAGCCUGAGAGUGAAUCGCAGUCAGAUGUUUCGUCCGUACCUAUCAUCAAUGUGAUUGAGGGUAGCACGACCCUCGAAUCCCUUCUUUUACUCUGCUAUCCUGCCGCCACCCCCACCUUCCGCAGCUUGGAUGAUGCAAAGGUUGUGAUGAAAGCAGCUAGCAAGUAUGACAUGCAAGCGGCCCUCAGCCGUGCAGGAGACCUCGCCAUGGCCCAGUUUUUCCCAAAUAACUUUCUCGAGUUAUACGCUCUUUCUUGUCAAUUCGGAUGGCAGCAUCAUGCUCAAACUGCUGCUACUCGUGCUCUUAAAAUCAAGGAUCUAGGACGACCCAGCAAUGGGUUUCAUGGUUUGCAGGAUAUCAGUGGUGCAGAUUACCACAGGCUCCUCGCAUACCAUUAUCAAUGCGGCAUCAUCGCUCAAAAGGUCAGGAGUUCUAUUUCCUGGCUAGAGUCAUCAUAUAUGGCAAUACGGAAUGGCAGAUGCACAUGUCACCAGAUUCCUUCAGCAAGUUUUUUUGUUGCCUCCUGGUUCCAUGAAUAUCUGGUUUCCAGUGGGAAGGAGUUGUUGGCAAGACCUUGCAAGUCAACCUUACUAUUGGAGCUGUCACAUUACACUCGCGCUAUUAUCAAAGCGACUGAGUGCACCGAAUGCCAAAAAACUGUCGUCGAGAAUAUGAACAGAUUUCACACCUCAUAUAUCGCACAAGUUAAGAAGGUGGUCGCGACUGUGAGAUUGGAGGCUUGGGAUUAA